Conger conger (European conger) is the source of this 3547-nucleotide messenger RNA. It is a transcript of the gene fyb1b, whose product is annotated as FYN binding protein 1 b. NCBI's taxonomy places the organism in Eukaryota, Metazoa, Chordata, Actinopteri, Anguilliformes, Congridae. The record is from RefSeq and is a predicted model, not a curated record. Gene Ontology annotation, molecular function: protein binding. The transcript has 19 exons. Gene Ontology annotation, cellular component: plasma membrane. Gene Ontology annotation, biological process: integrin-mediated signaling pathway; T cell receptor signaling pathway; protein localization to plasma membrane. The coding region runs from base 104 to 2512 and encodes 802 amino acids.
CACUCUCUCCUCCCUCAGACACGCACACACACACACUCAGAUAUACUCUCUCCACAGCUCGCCCUGCAUCCACAACCUGAGGGUUAUCGGCACUUCCAACACCAUGGGGAGUCCUGCCAAUGUGAAGGCCAUCAUGGCCCGCUUCAACACGGGGCCCGACCCUGCAGAGGGGGUCCCAGCCGGGGCCUCGAGGGCAGGGUCCGUGGAGGAGGUCCCGGGGGGGCGCCCCAGAACGCCCCUGCACCCCACCUUCUCCUCAGGGGCCCCCGCACUGGGAAAGAAGCCGGGUCUGGAGGGCCGCCUCUCUGGGAGCUCCAUCACGGGGGCCCCAAAACCCAGCUUCCUGAAGAGCACCGCACCGGAGGUCUGUGAGUUCCCCCGGCCCCUGGCCCCUGCUGUCGCUAAGCAACCGGCUUUCAAACCCAAACCGCCAGAGGUCCCCAGGGAAUCAGAGCCCAAACCACUGUACCCCAAAGUGGCUGUACAGAGGCCUUCUCUCAGUGGCACUGCUGAGGGCAAGACCUGUCCUACACCACCCCCCGCCCUGACCAAGCCACCCCUCACCCAGGCUAAACCACCCCCCGCCCUGACCAAGCCACCCCUCACCCAGGCUAAACCACCCCCCGCCCUAACCAAGCCACCUCUCGGCCUAGCCAAUCCCCCCACCUCCCCGUCCAAACCGUCCCCCUCCUUGUCAAAACCAUCCUGGAUCAAAGACGAUCCCAAAGGUGAGGAUGCAGGUGGUGGUGGUGGUGGUGGCCCUCUCAACACACCCAAAGCACCGCUGGGUCCCAAACCCAAGAGCGCGGUCAGUGCCCUGCGGAAUCGGGUGCAGGAGGGGGGCAGCACGCCCCCCUUUCCCCAAAAGCCCUCCAGUUUCCGGGCAGCACAGAGUCGCUUCAACAAGGAGAGCAGUGACUCCCAGGGACCGGAGAAGAACAACCUCACGCCCCUGAACUCCCACGAUCCUCCAGUGCCCAAACCGUCCGUGACCCAGAGAGGCAGCUUUGUCAGGAUGCAUCUGGAACAGAAGGAGAACAGCGACCCCUCUGCUCCUAAGAGGAAGCAGCUUCUGAAUAAGCUGGCCCUGGGAAGCCCCCCAGCCAAGCCCAACAGACCCCCCAACGUCAACCUGGACAAGUUCAGGAAGCAAGCUGAGCCCCUGGCCAACGGUCCUGGGAUGAAGAAGGGGACUCCUCUUCCUCCUCACCAUGGCAACCAUGUGGACCCCCCCCUGCUGCCCCCCCCUGUGGCUCCCAGCCUGCCCCCCCGACCACUGACUGCUAUGAACCUUCCGGAACCAGAUGAAAACUACGAUGAUGUUGGCAGGAUUAUGGACGCCCCACCGCCUCCCCCAGGAGGUCAUCCCAGCCAGACAGUGGAGGACAGCGGGAGUGAUGAGGAGAUGUACGAGGAUCUCGACGAGAGAUGGCCAACACAAGAGUCAAAAGAGCAGGAAAAAAAGCGGGAAAAAGAGGAGAAGAAACGGAUUGAACAGGAGAAAAAAGAACAAAGAGAGAGAGAGAAGAAAGAACAGGAUGCCAGGAAGAAAUUUAAGCUCUCUGGGCCUAUCCAGGUCAUCCACAAACUCAAGGCCAAGGUGGACUGCAAGGGGAACAAGACGGACCUCUCUCUGAAACAGGGGGACUUCAUCGAGAUCGUCCGCAUUUCUGACAACCCUGAAGGCCGCUGGCUCGGCAGGUCGAGGGAAGGCUCCUUUGGCUAUGUAAAGACCGAGUCAGUGGAGAUAGACUUUGAUGCUCUGAAGCGUCAGGGCGAGAUCCUUCCUGCUUCAGUGCAGGGGGAUCCAGAGGUGUAUGACGACAUAGGUGUCCAAGAUGAUGUCAUCAGGGUUACAGGUCCAGGAGUGAUCCUCCCGCCCCCUCCAGAUGAGGAUGGAGAAAUCUAUGACGAGCUGGACGACUUAGACCUGAGUGUGCGCCCCGCCACAACGGAACAGUGGUCGCCCCCCAAACCACGUGGCCUUCUUAAGAUGUUAAAGACCUGGGACGACCGGAGAAAAAACUCAACCAGCAGCAAUGAAGUCCCGCCCCCUCCUCAGUUCACCCCUGAGGGACACACAGAGGAAGAACUGAUCGAUGAGGAGAUAUACGAUGAUGUGGAUGCCCAGCCUGGCCCACCCACUUCCUCACUCAGCAGUCUUCUGCAGAUGCAGUCCAAGGCUAAACCUGAGGAGAAGGAUCCAAAGAAGCAGAAGAAGUUUGAGAAGGAGGAGAAAGACUUCAGGAAGAAGUUUAAAUUUGAAGGUGAGAUCCAGGUGCUCUAUCAGGUGACCAUCAUUUCCACGCUUGCCAGUAAGAAGUGGGGAAAUAAAGACCUGGCCCUCAGGCCAGGAGAGACUGUCGAUGUCAUCGUGAAGCCCAAAGAUAACAAGCUGAUUGGCCGAAACGAGGAGGGGAAAUUUGGCUACGUUUCAACGAGCCACAUUGUAGCAGAGGAUCCUGAUAUUUAUGAUGACAUUGGUGAAGAUUGCAUCUAUGACAACGACUAAAACACCAGCCCAAUACCAUUCUCCCCCCCACCACCCUCGGACAUACCCUGCUGUGGAUGUCAUGUGCCCUGCUGUGGAUGUGGAUGUGGAUAGGGUUAGGGUUAGGGCUGUGAUGUAAAAUGUAUUUAUUGCUUAUAAAUGAUUCAGGGAGGAUGACUAAGGCAUUGUAUUCCAGAGAUUCAGAGAUUGAUAUGGCAAUGCUGUAUCCCAUAGAGAUCAGGCUAAUCCAGCAUGCCCUGUAGGCCAUUAGUGUGGAGGUAUUGCACUGUCGAUAAUACAAGUCUGAAAGCAUUGCUGCAGACUAAGACUAGAACGAUUACAUUUGCAAUGAAUACUUGUUUUUUUAUAUGAUAUAUAUAUUUUUGUAAAAAAUAAACCAAACACAUAAUUCUUGGUUUUUAAAAAAACGUAAUUGUUGUAUUUGGACAGACAGGGUGCAGCAUCUAGUAUCUGAAACUCCUUGUGCUCUGUUCCAAGGGUCAACACCCACAGCUCUUAAAUCUACCAUAGGCCUGCGUGUGUGUUGGAACGAAAGGCUGUACAGAAUAAAACCUCUACUUUAUUUGCUCUAUUCACUGUAAUACUACUGCAGGACUAUAUGGUGUCAGGUGUUACAAUUCUUAAAUGUGUGUUACUAUCACUGUUUUUCAACAAUAGUCAAAGCUGGUUUUUGAAUUAGUCUUAUUUUUUGAUUUUCUGCCAGUAUCAUCAAACCUCUUUGGCUAGCCUCUAAGCAAACCUCUCCAUAUUGUUUAAAAUCUGUGCCGGGAAACUCACAACAUGUGAGUGAAAAUGAUACCACAUCGCAUCAGCAGUGAACCAGUCUUCGUCUGAGUGGCGUAUGCAGGCAGAGGGAGGGCGAGAUGGCCGUGCAGAUGUGGCCCAUUUACGGUUUUAAAUGAACGCCUUUUUAAUACAAAUGGAUACGACUUACAUCUGACAAUGCCAGCUAGCUGAUUUGUUGCUUUCCUGUGAUUUUAUAUUUAAAGGUAAGGACAGAUAUUACAUUGAUUAAAGUGUAUUAUAACAGUCAAA